Messenger RNA from Chiloscyllium plagiosum (whitespotted bambooshark), 8825 nucleotides. The record is from RefSeq and is a predicted model, not a curated record. Lineage: Eukaryota; Metazoa; Chordata; Chondrichthyes; Orectolobiformes; Hemiscylliidae.
CCAUUUCUCUUGGUCUUUAGAUUCAGAUCCAGGACACUCAAGUGAAACUUGGGGAGAACGAUUAAUACCAUCUUAUAGGACAUAUUCGGAAAAGGAAGGUCCUGAAAAAAAGAAAAUGAAAAAGGAGCCUGGAAACAAAAAAACUGUUCCCGUUUGCAAAACCACACUUGGCGGCAUACUUAUUGGGUAUCCCCUAUCGGAACGUCAGCAGAUGGCUCUAGUGAUGCAGAUGACUGCAAGAGAUAACAGUCCAGAUUCUACUCCAAACCAUCCAUCUCAAGCAACACCAGGGCAAAAAAAGACUCCAAGCUCAUCAUCCAGACAAAAAGACAAAGUCAAUAAACGUAAUGAGCGAGGAGAAACUCCAUUACACAUGGCAGCCAUUCGUGGCGAGACCAAGCAAGUUAAGGAGCUCAUCAGUCAGGGUGCUGAUGUUAAUGUCAAAGACUUUGCUGGCUGGACUCCACUUCAUGAAGCUUGCAACUUGGGUUACUAUGAAGUUGCCAAACAGCUAAUAAUGGCAGGCGCAGAUGUGAACACCCAGGGUCUUGAUAAUGAUACUCCACUGCAUGAUGCUGCAAGCAAUGGACAUAGAGAUAUUGUGAAACUGCUUUUGCGCAAUGGUGGGGAUGCAUAUCAGAUGAAUCACCGUGGAGAACGUCCUGUGGAUGUGGCUGAUUCAGAUGAAAUGGAGCAGCUUCUGAAAGGAGAGCUUCCUCUUUCUGAUGAUGAUGAUGAUGACAGUUGUACAGAAUCUGAAGAGUUGCCUUCUGUGAAUCCAUCUAGUGUUGAUGAUAUUAUGGAUGAUUCUGAACCAGAAAAAGAAUUAAAAACUGAUGCUAAUCAGCAGUUGACACCCUGCAAAUCAAUUACAUCAUCUGCUAUGGAUGAAUAUGAAUUCAAGGAUGAUGACGAUGAUGAAGUUGAAGAAGAAGAAAUGGGAAAGCUUCUAGAUCAGAAAAGGAUUCGAAGAAAGGAUGGUAAAAAGAACAUCAUAAAAGAGAACAGCAGCUACUUAACACCUCCAAAGUUAGAAUUGCAAAAACCAUUUAAAAUUAAAAAGCAAAAAUCAGCAAGAGUUCUUGUUUCAUCUAGCUCUGAGAGCUCAGAUGACGAACUACAUCAAGAGAAAAAAACUUGUUCAGCAAACUCUCUCGAGGUUGUUCCAGAUAGCAGCAGUAAAUCGGAUGUAAGGACCAAGAAAGAAAAUCUGGUUACCGUUGAACAGAAGGAAAAAGGAAAAGGGAAGAAAAAGGUGAAGAAGCAAAGUAAAAAUAAAGAGAACCAUGAAUUCAAACAGGAAAAAGAAGAGAAGGAAAAUGCUAAAUUGAUGCUUUUUUCCACGUGCUCUAGUUUGGACUCUUUAGAACGUACAAGAGAGGAGGAUUCAUUCAGAAAGUCUUUAUGUAUGAAAGAUGACUCUUCAGGUCAUCAAUUCCACCUUUCAACUUCCAAAUCACCGAAACAUGCAUGUGGAUUAAAUGAAAAACGAGCAAAGCCACUUAAACAGGAAAAUACCAAAACUGGCACAUCUACAGGAGCAUCAGACAUUUCCUUUCAAUCUGAAGUUGUGCGAUUUGAUCAUCUUACAGAUUCUGACUACACCUCUGAGAGUUCCAGCAACAAAUCUUUUAAGUACAAAGCAAAGACUAAAUAUCGCAAGAAAGAUCUACAUGUAGAAUUUGGUGAGAAGUCUGGAUCAAGAAGCAAAGAGGAGGAGACCGAUAUAUUUGAUAGCAUGGAAGAAGUGCUUAAAAAGACUGACAAGGAUGGCAAGGUUAUAAAAAAGCAUAAAUUAAAGCAUAAAGAUAAAGAAAAAAACAAAGUUAAAAAAGAGCAUGAAAAUGAGAGGGGAAAGCAUAGACAAAAAGAGAGUGAAAAAGAUGUAUAUCCUGAGUUUGAUAGAGAAUACUGGAAAGAGAACUUUUUCAAAAAUGAUGAUACUAAUGAAAUAUUCAAAGAAGAAAACUCUGAUUUAGCUCCAUCAGAAAAGUCAUUGAAAGAUAAAACUCCAGUUAAAGAGGAAAAAACAAAGGAGAAGUAUUUUAAGGAAGAAAGAUCUGUCAAAGAGGACAGAGAAAAGGAAAAGUGUAAAAAGAAUAAAAAGGAAAAACAUUCUAGAGAAGAAAAGGAUAUUAAACUUGCCAGUCUUGAAGAAAGAAAGGAAAUUGUGCUUACAGACAAAGAUGACUCUAUUUACUCUAGUGUCUUUGUGAAGAAAGAACAUUGGGAGCUAUUUGAGAGAGAGAAAAGCACAGAUAAAGACAAAUCUGAUACUCCAGAUAAAGAAAAGAAGGAAAACAAAGAGAAAAGUGAAAAGAAGUCCCCAACGAAAGAGAGAGACUUGGAAAAGUUGGAAAAAAAGUAUUCUGAUAGAGAUAAGAAAAUAAAACAUGAAAAUAGGUUGGAGAAAGAGAAAGCUGAACUUCAUGAAAAACCACAGGACAAAACUCUUAAUAAAUUACAAGACAGCGGAGAGAGAACAAAAGAAAAAGACCGUUCUAGUAACCUGUAUUCGACUGCAGAAAAGAUCCACCGGGAAAAUGACAAAUUGAAGAAUAUAUUCUCAGUUAAAAAACCUGAUGAGAAAGAAAAGAGUAAGGAAAAAUUGGAGAAAAGACAUGAAAGAGAAAAAAGUGAAAGGGAGCGUCACUCUAGUGGAAUGAAGGACAAAGUGGAAAAGGAAAAACAUUCUGUGGAGAAGAAGGUAAAAUUACUUGAAAAAGACUCUCAAGACAUCACAGUUAGUAAAGCUGUCAGAGUGAAAGAAAAAGACAGGGAUAUCGAAAAAGAGAAGAAGAAAGAAAAGUCUAGGGAAAGAGAAGGUGACCUUGUGACAAAUGCCAAGCACUUGCAAGAUGAGAAGAAACGUAACAAUGUUGAAGUUGGUAAAGCAUUGCAUGAUAAAUUAUUCUGCUCAAAGGAAAAAGUCAAAGACGACUUCCUUAAAACUCCUGAUACAAAAGAGAAGGAAAGAAAGGAAAAAGAUAGACCAAAGGAGAGAGUACCAAUAAACAUCACUGUUAAAGCAAAGCUUAAAGAUAUCGAAAUUGAUAAAUUGAAGUCUAAAGACUCUAGUUCUGUAAAGGAUGUGCGGCCAAAAGAAAAGAGACUAGUAAAUGAUGACUUGAUGCAGACCAGUUUUGAACGGAUGCUAAGUCAAAAGGAUUUAGAGAUUGAACAGUGGCACAAAAAACACAAAGAGAAAAUAAAGCUGAAAGAAAAAGAGAGGCAGAGGCAUCGAUCUGGCAUUGAGCUCACAAAGAUAAAAGAACGAGAAAAAUUGAAGAGUUCAACAGCGAGCAAAGAACUUACUAGGUCAAAAAGUUCCGAUCCAUCAGAGAUACAUUCUAAAGAGAAGCAGCUGAAAGACACCAAUGUGAGAUCACUGUCCACUGAUGCAAAACAGAAUUUGCCAGACACAUCAAGACCUUUAUUAAGUUGUGAAAGUAAUUUAACUGCAUCUCCCAGACAAGAACGUGAUCGGGCAGGGCUAACGUCAAGGUCUAUAUCAAUGAUUUCAGUUGCAAGUUCAGAAGACUCAUGUCAGACUUCAGCUGUAGCAACACCACGGCCUUUAACAGACUAUGAUUCAGAUUUCACUAUUGAGGGUUCGGAGUCUCAGUCUUCCUUUUCACAAUCUGUAUUUCCGUCUAGUGCCAAAUCACCUGCUGUAUAUGAACGAGAUUUUGAUGUUUUAGUUGAUGUACCAGAUCGACUUAAAUCGCCAUACUCCAGUAAACUUUCAGGAUCUUAUCUGAGGUCAGUCUCUGCUGACAGUGCUAGAUAUGAGAAUGAAUGUCGGUUAGUAGGUGAUAUUCGGAGAUGCAGUAUACCAGCUGUGGCAAAUGACCAUGAUAAAUUGUCCCAUAAGCAACUUGAAGGUAACCUACCACCUUCAAGUGAAAAACAAUAUAGUUUUUCACCAACAGUACAACCCCAAGUAUGUAUUUCUCCCCAAGCAGAACCACUUCCAGAUAGUGGCACUGAAGAGAGCACAUUUAAUAGUACUUCCUGUUUACAAGUUUCUGUUCCCACACCACCUGCUGUCAUUGUGCCAAACAGCACUAAUUAUUUAUCGCAGGAUGCAAAUUCCAACAGCAUAAUUCAAAAUACUUCACAGCAGAUGCCUGUGGUGCAGCCACAAAUAAACUGUUUGAUUGGCAGCACUCAGUCAAAUAAACCAUUGGAAAUAUCUUAUGACAGGCUUGAUGGUCCUUUACACAGCAAUAAUGAUGGCAAUUCAGCUUCAGCAGCUUGUGAGAAAAAUAUUUUUGGCCCAUUGCAACAUGUUUCGCAAGAGUGGGGAUGUUCAGACCAGUUGACUUCAGAAUUGGUAUCAAAGUCUCCACAAAUGACUUGUAGUGAGCCUUCUCAAGUAGCAAAUGUUCAAGAAUCAGCAUCCUAUUUUUCACCUACACAUUCUUCCACCUCCUCUUGUAUGAGGGCAAUGUUAGAUAAUGAUGCUACCCCUCCAGUUCUCUUUUGGCCAAAAUGUGCAACUCAAGAUUUUCCACAAGCUCAGACUUUGCAUGAUACAGAUCGGUCUUCGGAUUCAUGCACACCAGAAUGUGCAGGAAUUGCUGAUGGGAAGGAUGCUAAAUAUCCUCCUCUUGACACAAAUGCUGACCUUACAAGUCACAAGACAACAGAAGAGGUGUCACUUUGUUGUAAAUCAGAUGAAAUGCAGGGCUUGGAAGAGACUUUCUCUCCAUUGUCCACAUCAUUAUCAGACAGCAAUAAUGUGAGCGAAAACCUUGUGGACCAAACAAGGCCUCUCCACAACAUAUUAAAUGAAUCUCAAGAAAAGAUGGAAGAAAGUGAAACAAGUAUUACUUCAGCUGGUCAAGAACCAACAUAUAAUCGAGAGGGCUCAGAAUUAGACAAGGAGUUAGUAACCUCUGUUGACGAAAUACAGUCCGAACCACCAGAAGAGUCAGCUGAAGCAAUGCCUUCCACUGAACAAACAUGCAUGCAUUCUGUAAAUAAUGAGCCUGUAUCCUUGGAAAGUAAAACUCAAGACCAAGAUUUCUCAUUGGAGAUGGACUUUUCUCAACUUUCAAAGAUUACUGCUCAAGAAGCAGUGGUGAUGGAAGAGGUAGCACUAAAUGAAAGAAGGCAGUCCACUGAGUCAGCAAAGGAGGAAUCGGAAGAGCAAAUGGAAGCUGACCGAACAGAACAAGAUAUUCCUCAGAGGAUUACUCGUAAUAGAGCAAACAUACUUGCCAAUCAAAACAAACAAUCUGCUAUCAAUUGUGUACAGGUAUCUGACAAAGACACAGAAAGCUCUACACCUGUGAAAACCAAGUCCAAGUUCACAGAGGAGGAAGAAGGACAAGUGCAUCAUCCACACAAACGAAAGAUGUCACGAGUUCCACAUCCUGCACAAGUUAAAUCCACACUGCAGCAAGCAAAGGAAAAGACACAGCAGUCACUGGCAGCCAUUGUAGAUUCUUUAAAACUAGAAGAAAUUCAACCUUACCAUUCAGAAAAGGCAAACCCUUACUAUGAAUACCUCCACAUUAGAAAAAAGAUAGAAGAAAAGCGUAAAGUGCUAUGUAGUGUCACUCCUCAAGCACCGCAGUUUUAUGAUGAAUUUGUUACAUUCACUGGAUCAUACUUGCUGGACGGAAACCCUCUGAGCAAACUCUGCAUACCAACUAUAACGCCUCCUCCAUCUUUGUCUGAAGCACUGAAAGAACUCUUCAGGCAACAUGAAGUUAUACGAAUGAAGCUUCGAUUACAACAUAGUAUUGAACGGGAAAAGCUUAUUAUGUCAAAUGAGCAAGAGGUUCUGAGAGUCCAUUACCGUGCAGCAAGGACACUAGCAAAUCAAACUUUGCCUUUUAGUGCCUGUACUGUGCUUCUGGAUGCAGAAGUUUACAAUAUGCCUCAGGAUCCUCAGGGUGAUGAAAACAAAACAUCGGUGAGGGAUCGAUUCAAUGCACGUCAAUUUAUGUCAUGGUUGCAGGAUGUAGAUGAUAAGUUUGAUAAAUUAAAGACAUGUCUUCUUAUGAGACAGCAGCAUGAAGCUGCAGCAAUGAAUGCAGUGCAAAGACUAGAAUGGCAGCUUAAACUACAAGAGCUUGAUCCUUCUUCACACAAAUCUUUGAGCAUCUUUGAGAUUCCUGAGUUUUACAUCCCUCUUGUUGAUGUCAAUGACGACUUUGACUUGACACCAAUCUGAUUGUGCAUGUGUUUUGGAGGUUUUAAGCAAGUGCAUAAAAUGACUUGGAUACAGUCACUGCUGAAUGAUACAGGACAGUUACAGAUAGGCAUGUGUAUUUUCUGCCAGAGCACUUUUACGAUAAGUGAGGAAUUGAGGAUAUGGGUACUUGUGGCAACAAAAGUGCAGUUCUUUCCUGCAUAUUGAUGUGAGAUUCAGCACUAACGCACUGUGACUUCACUUCACUGUUUACCAGAAACCACUACUACAUUUCAGUAGUAUACAUAGCUGAUAAAUAGGUUAUCAUUCACUCUUAAUAUCUGCCUACUCUUUAAAGUUUACAAGUUGGGGGCAUUUGUUGCAUAUGCUAUGUUAUGUUCAUACCAGCAGCGCUGGCAGCUGCAAGGUUUUAGGGGCAUAGUGAUACUCUAUCCCCAAGAAGGAAUUGAUGGUACAGUAGAACCUCACAUUAGCACUCAUGGGUAGAGUGCUGCCUCAUUUAUAAUAUUACACAAUGGCUCAAAACUACCAUAGGCUUUUCAGAAAUAUACAGAUGUUUUUGGAUAACAUUCUAAUAAGAAAUCAAAUUUGCCUAAUUUCAAAGAAAUCAUACUUUACAGUAUCUUUAAAUUCAAAACAAAAACUAAGAUGCACUUGCAGGUUUUGUAAAUGUUUCAAAAAAUUAAUGGUAUUUAAAACUUUCUCUGUUUACAUGCUUGCACUUUGUUAAAAUUAUUCACCUUAUUGUUUUGAGCACUUCAGAUUCUAUUCUCGUCAACGUUUUUGAAAAAUAUUUUCCAGGUCUCUCAAACGAGGGAGUGUCUGAUUGUUUGUCUUUGUGGGCCAUAUAGGUGCAUGUGAAGGAACUUUAGGGGAGGUAACUCAGUUUCAAUUAAUGUUUCAGUUAAUUUUCUUAGAUCUCAAGGCGCUAAUGGUAACAGAUCAAAUGUUUGAAUGUAUAAGCGAGCCAGACUGUUGAGUCCUUUUCAACUUCCAGAGUUUGAAACUUCAGACAGCACACCCAUCAAAAAAACACAAAUGAGAUAAUGUUUCUGGGGUUCAGGAGUUACAUGUAGCUCAUUGAGGACAAUAGGAUUAAUGCACCUUUCCUGAACUACAUGCUCUGCUUUUGAUCAUUAUUCACCGAUCUCACCAAUUCUCUUUGCAGCUAUGGUUGCAGAACUUUGAUUUUAAAAUAAAACAUUCUUCCAACACUAUUCAUUAUUUUUUUCUGCUGCUGCCACUUUGUUCACUAUCACUUUUUUUGAACAUUUUCAUACCAACUAGAUUGGGUCCAUUAAGUGCAAGGUACAAGUUCAAGUUCUGAUCUUGAGCCAGCUUUUCUCUCCACCUUCAGUCAGAAGGCUUUGAGAUUUACCAUGCUCCGUUGGCUAAACUUGAAAAGUCAGUGGCUGGAGGUGUACAGGGCUGAGUGUAGUUUGCUAUACUGCUGAAACAACCCUCAUUCUGGGUUCAUGACAAUCUUGAUGUCUUCUAAGACCUAUCAUUCUCAGAAAUUGAAACGGCUUUAAGAUAAAAACUGGAGGUUCUUUAAAGCUGCCUUUACAUCUGUUUAACACUGAACUAAAGCCACCAAUUCUUAAUGUGUAAGUUUUGUACAGCCAGUAUCAGCACCAAGAUAAUUACAAUAUUUGAUACGGUUGCAGCUAGGAAGACUUGGUAUUAAAAAUGUUCUCUAUCGUUGGUCUUAAUGAAUCUGAUAAUGCCACCGCACAAGACCUACAUACAAGGAGCUAGUGGCAUUGACCGCAAACUAAAGCAAUAUAGAAGCAGCUUAGUAGACUUGCUUACGUUUUCCCCUCCCUCGUCUCUGUGAUUCUUAUACUGUUCCUCUUUAUAGUCAAUUGCCUGGCUCCCAAGUACAUACAGGGACACUCUUUCCCAAUGGACAGUUGUACCCUAAGAAAAAACAUCUUGGGGCUUUUAUUGCUUUACUGCCGUGAAGAGGCAAGCACUGUACUCUGAAGAAGACUUAGUUUAAUUUUAAAAUGAACAGACAAAUUAGCAACAAAAGAAUAUUCCCAUCUUUUUCAUUUCACAGUUAUCUGUUCUGAUCUUAAAUAUUGUACAGAUUCUUUUGUUUUGGGGCAGGGGGGGAAUUCUGCACAGAUGUAUUAUUUUGUCUUUUUUUAAAAAUAAGUUAUUUUAUACAUAUCAUCCCGCAGUUGUAAAUAACAUUGUAUUUAACAAUAUUGUUUAAAAAUGUACAAAGAAAAUUAUAUAGUUAUUUUGAUUGUAUAGCUCAUUAAUUGUCUAAUGUUUCAAUGGACCAAAGUUGCAAUUGAUAGUUGGUUUUAUAUUGAUUGUAGUGUGCUGUGGUUUGACCUUGUUUGUUAGGCAUGUGUUUGGGUUUGCUUUUUUUACAUUGCAGCAGUUGUUUGAACUUACAGUUACAAUGCAAUGCAUGCAUUACCAGAUUAUCUUCAGUGUCAUGUUCUUCUCCACCUCUUUCCCUACACCCUGAAGAAAAAUCUGCAGCAGAACCUAUUUUUUCAGCACAAAUGCUUUUUCAAUUAUAGUUCCAAAAGUGUAAAUUGUUUAUUUUAAUAUUUACCUGUUGAUUAUUAUGUAAAUAUAUGUAAAUAUAUUGUUAAAUAAAUUUUAAUGGUCAUGUUAAUUAAAUGGAGUUGUAUCUACA